Pseudophryne corroboree (corroboree frog) is the source of this 1557-nucleotide messenger RNA. Its product is annotated as fetuin-B-like. The coding region runs from base 96 to 1412 and encodes 438 amino acids. Lineage: Eukaryota; Metazoa; Chordata; Amphibia; Anura; Myobatrachidae. The transcript has 7 exons. The record is from RefSeq and is a predicted model, not a curated record. Gene Ontology annotation, cellular component: extracellular region. Gene Ontology annotation, molecular function: cysteine-type endopeptidase inhibitor activity. Gene Ontology annotation, biological process: negative regulation of endopeptidase activity.
GUAUAUAAGCAAGUUGUAAAUAUGACUUCUAUGCUGUGAGCUGUGACAAUUGAUCUGUAACCAACUGAGUCUCAUUCGUUCUCAUUCUGAGAAGAAUGAAGGGCGUUAUAGUACUCAUGUUAUGUGCCCAGCUGUUCUGUGCUAAAGCAGGGCGAGUAAAGGGUGCAAAAGAACCAACAUUAACUACAGUUUCUUGCAGUGACCCUGGAGUAGAAGGUGCUGCAGAUUUGUCUCUACGCCAGCUUAGUGCCAACCGUAAAGAGGGGUUUGUGCUUGGGCUCAGGAGGAUUACCAAUGUGCAAGAACAAUUUGAUGAGGAAAAUGGAUCUGUGUUUUACAUAACACUGGAUGUGGUAGAAACCCAGUGCCAUGUUCUGAGCCGAAAACUGUGGAAAGAUUGUGAAGCCAAACCCCAUCAUGAAGCUGUUAUUGGACAGUGCAAGCUGACAUUCCAAUUGAAUAAACCCAAGCGAAUUGCUCAUCUCCACAAUUAUGACUGCGAUUUGAGACCAGCUGAUCGAGGAGAUUUUGGCUGUCCUGGUUGCCUUUUUUCCAAACCACUGAAUGAUUCUAACUUUCAGGAGGUUGCAAAGAAGAGUUUGGAGAAGUUUAACACAGAGAGUAACUAUGACAAAUAUUUUGUAAUUGGAAACAUCACAAAAGGAUCUACACAGGUGGUUGCAGGACAAGCCUACCAUGUGGAGUUCACAAUUCAUGAAUCUACCUGUAAUAAGACUGAAAACAAGUCCCAGUGUACACUCUUGGACUGUGAAUUUGCACACACAGGCUACUGCAAGACCAAGGCUGUAGCACACUGGAGCACACCUGAUGAGAAGAAAGUGCAAAGUGUCUCCUGCGAUAUAUUUGAACCAGAGGCUGCUAUAAAGGAAGAGCAGAACCAUAAGGAUGGCCAUGCUGCUGAUAAACCUGAUAGUGACAAAAAAGAUCACCAUGGAAAGAAAGGUGACCGAGGAAAAGGGAAGAAACAUGGGCACAAAAAGGGCCAUGGACAUGAACACAAGCAUGAUCACAAACAAGGCCAAAAACAUGACCAUGAUCACAGUGAAAGCCAGGAGCACGAGCAUGACCAUGAGCAUUUACACAACUAUGAACAUCAUCACUCCCCUCCCCAAAAGGCACACGGUCCUUCAUCAGAUAUUCCCAAAACUGUUGGAACUAUUACCUACCUCGUUUCUGAUGUAGCACCGUCAGCGGUUCCUAAAGGACAAGAUAACAAGAGAAAAGGAUCAAAACCAGACAAAAAGGGAAAACCUUCUAAAUCCUUUAUUCUGCCUUUCCCUGACAAUGCCUCAGCAUCUGCCCAGUGCCCUGGUCUAGCCAAGAAUUUUCCAGUUAUAGAAGACCUUCCCAUUUUAGAAAUACCACAAGAGCCAACCCGAAUCCCAAAGUAGGCAUACAGUAGCUUCAAGUUCUGCUUGAUAAAAUAAUAUUUUUGUACACUCUAGAAACUGUAGUCAAUAUAAGUGUAUUAAAAAUGUGAAUGUAAUAAUGUUUUUUGUCCACUAUUAAUAAAGAAAGAAAACACUUAUUAAAUUA